Messenger RNA from Felis catus (domestic cat), 6302 nucleotides. RefSeq names its product erythrocyte membrane protein band 4.1 like 1 (gene EPB41L1). Bases 15 to 2852 code for a protein of 945 amino acids. The transcript is spliced from 23 exons. Gene Ontology annotation, molecular function: structural molecule activity; actin binding. NCBI's taxonomy places the organism in Eukaryota, Metazoa, Chordata, Mammalia, Carnivora, Felidae. The record is from RefSeq and is a predicted model, not a curated record. Gene Ontology annotation, cellular component: cytoskeleton; plasma membrane. Gene Ontology annotation, biological process: cortical actin cytoskeleton organization.
GUGUGCUGGUCACCAUGACAACAGAGACAGGCCCGGAUUCUGAGGUGAAGAAGGCUCAGGAGGAGACCCCACAGCAGCCUGAGGCGGCCGCUGCGGCGACCACCCCUGUGACCCCUGCAGGCCACGGCCACCCCGAGGCCAACUCCAAUGAGAAGCACCCGCCCCAGCAGGACACUCGGCCUGCUGAACAGAGCCUAGACAUGGAGGAGAAGGGCUAUGGGGAGGCUGAUGGCCUGUCAGAGAGGACCACGCCCAGCAGAGCCCAGAAAUCACCCCAGAAGAUUGCCAAGAAGUACAAGAGUGCCAUCUGCCGAGUCACCCUGCUUGAUGCCUCUGAGUACGAGUGUGAAGUGGAGAAACAUGGCCGGGGCCAGGUGCUGUUUGACCUGGUCUGUGAGCACCUCAACCUCCUGGAGAAGGACUACUUCGGCCUGACCUUCUGUGACGCUGAUAGCCAGAAGAACUGGCUGGACCCCUCCAAGGAAAUCAAAAAGCAGAUUCGGAGCAGCCCCUGGAAUUUUGCCUUCACGGUCAAGUUCUACCCCCCUGAUCCUGCCCAGCUGACAGAAGACAUCACAAGAUACUACCUGUGCCUGCAGCUGCGGGCGGACAUCAUCACGGGCCGGCUGCCCUGCUCCUUCGUCACACAUGCCCUGCUGGGCUCCUACGCUGUGCAGGCUGAGCUGGGUGACUACGAUGCUGAGGAGCAUGUAGGCAACUAUGUCAGUGAGCUCCGUUUUGCCCCCAACCAGACCCGGGAGCUGGAGGAGAGGAUCAUGGAGCUGCACAAGACGUACAGGGGCAUGACUCCAGGAGAAGCAGAAAUCCACUUCUUAGAGAACGCCAAGAAGCUUUCCAUGUAUGGAGUAGACCUGCACCAUGCCAAGGACUCCGAGGGCAUUGACAUCAUGUUGGGAGUCUGUGCCAAUGGCCUGCUUAUCUACCGGGACCGGCUGAGAAUCAACCGCUUCGCCUGGCCCAAGAUUCUCAAGAUCUCCUAUAAGAGGAGUAACUUCUAUAUCAAGAUCCGGCCUGGGGAGUACGAGCAGUUUGAGAGCACAAUUGGCUUUAAACUCCCAAACCACCGGUCAGCCAAGAGGCUGUGGAAGGUCUGCAUCGAACACCACACAUUCUUCCGGCUGGUGUCACCUGAGCCCCCACCCAAGGGCUUCCUGGUGAUGGGCUCCAAGUUCCGGUAUAGUGGGAGGACCCAGGCACAGACCCGCCAGGCCAGCGCCCUCAUUGAUCGGCCCGCGCCCUUCUUUGAGCGUUCCUCCAGCAAACGGUACACCAUGUCCCGCAGCCUUGAUGGAGCGGAGUUCUCCCGCCCAGCCUCGGUUAGUGAGAACCAUGACGCAGGACCCGAUGGUGACAAGCAAGAGGAGGAUGGCGAGUCUGGGGGUAGGCGGUCAGAGGCCGAGGAGGGAGAGGUCAGGACUCCCACCAAGAUCAAGGAGCUAAAGCCGGAGCAGGAAACCACGCCAAGACACAAGCAGGAGUUCUUAGACAAGCCAGAAGAUGUCUUGCUCAAGCACCAGGCCAGCAUAAAUGAGCUCAAGAGGACCCUGAAGGAACCCAACAGCAAACUGAUCCACCGGGAUCGAGACUGGGAACGGGAGCGCAGGCUGCCCUCCUCGCCCGCCUCCCCCUCCCCCAAGGGCACUCCUGAGAAAGCCAAUGAGGAAGGAUGCACAGAACUCGAGCUCGUGUCCCCUGAUUCAGGCUGUGAAACUGCGCUGGAGGUAGCCACUGGGGGAACUGGCCACAACACAUCCGGAGAUGCGGUCAGGGAAGAGAAGCACAUCACCAGCUUAGCAGCAAACCCCCCUGGAAAAGGGGGGCGCCUGAGAUUCGCCAGCCCCUCGGGCCCUCAGAGAGCAGGGCUAAGGGAGGGCUCAGAGGAGAAGGUCAAACCGCCCCGUCCCAAGGCCCCAGAGAGUGACACGGGAGACGAGGACCAGGACCAGGAGAGGGACGCGGUGUUCCUGAAAGACAACCACCUGGCGAUUGAGCGUAAGUGCUCCAGCAUCACAGUCAGCUCCACAUCCAGCCUGGAGGCUGAGGUUGACUUCACGGUCAUUGGUGACUACCACGGCAGCGCCUUUGAAGACUUCUCCCGCAGCCUGCCUGAGCUCGACCGAGACAAAAGCGACUCCGAAACUGAAGGCCUGGUGUUCUCCCGGGAUCUCAGCAAGGGGGGCCCCAGCCAGGAAGACGAGUCUGGGGGCAUCGAGGAUAGCCCAGAUCGAGGGGCCUGCGCCACCCCAGAUAUGCCCCAGUUUGAGCCUGUGAAAACAGAAACCAUGACUGUCAGCAGCCUGGCCAUCAGAAAGAAGAUUGAGCCAGAGGCUGUACUGCAGACCAGAGUCACCACUGUGGACAGCACCCAGCAGGUUGAUGGGACUGCCCCAGGGGGAAAGGAGUCCAUAACAACUGCUCCCUCCAUCACCACGGAGACCAUAUCAACCACCAUGGAGAACAGUCUCAAGUCCGGGAAGGGGGCAGCUGCCAUGAUCCCAGGCCCACAGACGGUGGCCACGGAAAUCCGUUCUCUUUCUCCGAUCAUCGGGAAAGAUGUCCUCACCAGCACCUACGGCGCCACCGCGGAAACCCUCUCCACCUCCACCACCACCCAUGUUACCAAAACUGUGAAAGGGGGGUUUUCUGAGACGAGGAUCGAGAAGCGAAUCAUCAUCACUGGGGAUGAAGAUGUUGAUCAAGACCAGGCCCUGGCAUUGGCCAUCAAGGAGGCCAAACUGCAGCAUCCUGACAUGCUGGUAACCAAAGCUGUCGUAUACAGAGAAACAGACCCGUCCCCGGAGGAGAGGGACAGGAAGCCACAGGAAUCCUGACCUCUGUGAAGAGAUGCUGGCGUUUCUGGUCCAACCCAAGCCAGAGAACCGUCAAGAAGGGGCCUUCAUUCUGGAUUCUCCGACUCAACACCGAAGUCCCAGCUGUGACGUGCUGUCACCGAAGAGGGACUGGGAAAGGAAAAGCAUAUAUAUAUAGAUAUAUAUAGAUAUAGAUAUAUAUACAGGAAACACCGCGUCCUUGCACUGCUGCUGGGGCUGGCCGAGCAGUCGGCCAACAGCAACAACCAACAUCUGAACGCCUACAUUUCCUUUGCAGACACAUUGAAGAAUUGGUGGGACUUUUCAGGAAAAAAAAAAAAAAUUAUGACAAUAAUCUCUUGCUCCCCCUUUCGAAGCCCCAUGGAACGCCAGAAGCAAGCCAGACCACAAUGAUUGUAGGAGUCCAACACGACCCUGGUUCUGCACGUUACACUGAGCGGACAAGCAUUCCAUUUGUCCUGCGGCGUGUUGCCCACUCCAAUGCAAAGGAAACACUUCUGCAGCAAAGCAAGAGAAGUCGCAGCAGCAAGACACCCACCGUCAACCAUUUGCCGAGAAAGAAAGAAACCCCCCCCAAACCCCCACUCAGAAAGGAGGAAGAACACUGGAUUGUUAUUUUUUGGGUCUUGACACUGGGCUGCAAAAUCCACCUUCCUUUCUUCCACCUUCCCUCCCCCUGACUCACGUGUCUUUUGGUCAUUUCUGUCUCGGCUGUCUCCUCCCCCUCCCCCCCGCUGCGUUCCCCCCCCCCCCACCUCCCUCUGUCUCCUGGUCCUGCUAAGGGCCACUGCAGAUGACUCUGGUUUGAAACAAGAAAAAGAAAAGAAAGCAAGAACAGAAAACCCAGCCACAGGAAGGGGAAGUAGACAUUUUAUGUUUAUGGGUUCUCAUUGAAGGUGCAGCUUGUAGGAAAUGUGUAUGGAUGUGCUUUUAAGUUAUGUAUAUUACAUAUAACAGGAAACAAAUAUUAAAAUAAACAGUGCUGGUAAGUAUGAAGCUGACAUUUUAAAAUUAUAAUUAUCCGACUGUGAUUGAUGUAUCCCAAGGUUCUUAGAUCUCCCUGAACCGGCCCAGCCAAGGAGACCAGGACUCUGGCUGUGGGUUGCUCACAGUAGGAGCUGACGGUUCGGUGUAGUAAUACAGUGUGUGGUAUUUGUAACUGGUUGAUUGGUGGGGAGGGGUGGGGUCCCCAGAUGGAGGGGCAGGGGUUUGGCAAGAAGGAAGAAACACAGAUGUAGCCCAAGAUGCCUUCUCCCCUCGGGCAGUAGCCACCAGGGCCUGGUCUAUGCUCAGGUGUGGGGUCCAGAGUUAGGAUUCUGCUACCUCCCUAGGGAAAUUGCUUCAGUUUUCAGUCUUCUCUUUUCUUUCUUUCUUUUUUUUUUUUUUUUUUUUUUUUUUUGGCCACAUGUCUUUUCCCUGACCACAUUGUGACAUCUGACUCCCCAUCCAGAGGGAGGUGAUACCCCUGGCCGCUGCAGAGGAUGGUGGCUUUAAUUUGGCUGUCUGGAGAGUCUCAGCUCACUCUUAUCCUCUGCCCUUCCACAUUCAUUCUCUUCCUUCUGGGCCAAAGCAGCCAUAGAGACCAUGAACACAGGGCAGGCUCUGAUAGGUCAAAACUGCAUUUCCAAAGGCUUUGCCUGCCCCUGAAUGAGCUGAGGGUGAAAGGUGUUGUUGCUCAAAGGCUCCAUCCAUGUAUAAGACGCUGGCUUCAGAAACCUCCCCUUCAGCCAGCAUCUGAGCUCUGAGCCUGUAUCCUCGGAGUCCCCCAAAUUGCCUCCAGAUCACAGAAGCUCUUGGAGAAAGUCCCAUCAAAAGCUUGGCAUUGACCUCUGGCACACAUGGUCUUUCCCAGGCUUGCCUGCCAUGAGCUGCUUCUCUGAGCUCACGGAGUCUUCUUUGGAGGAAAUGUGUCCCCACUACACUUUAAUUUCUCAGUCCCGUCUUAUCUCCCCAGUCCCACCGCUAAAGCCGUCAUUAAAUUCAUUCAACAAAUAUUUUAUUUAUUGAGUACCUACAUGUGCCAGGCAGUAUCCUUGGGCUGAAGGAGAGAAUAUGGGGGAGGGGAGGGACCCGGAAGUCCUCUGAGCCAGCCUUACAUCUUCAAUCAUGGCUUGCCCCUCUGAGAUUCCCACAUUCUCUCCGAGUAUUGGCCAUUGCCCAGCGAUACCCUCCAGAGGGCCCAGGCUUACUUACCAGUCACCCCAGUGACUUAUGUGCUUAGUUUGCUAAGCUGGUGCUGACCUGAGGCAGGACAGGAAACCAGAACAGCGUUUGUCUCUGUGGGCAAAAAUGGGACAGAGAGCAGGCAGGGAGAGUCCUGCACCUGGGGCUCAGUUGGCAGAUUCAGCCACAUCCUGCCAGGAGCAAGGCUGGUGGCCCGCUCCAACUUCCCCUGAGUGCGACAGCUCACUUUCCACGCACCAGGUUCUUUUUACCAUCCUGGUGGAGAAGCCACAGAACCUUCCCUCCCCGCACCCCACCCCCUCCCCCUCACACACACCUUGAGAGCUCCCAUUCUUUUUGGGCCAUGAGCCAGAGUGGCUCCACCCUCCCUGAGCCACCUGGAAUUUGGCUCAGGCACCCCUGCCAGGCGUCAUGACCACACUGGUCACACCAUGGAGGGAGAAUAUUGUUCUGGGUUCUACACCUCAUUAUAAGCCCCUGAAUGUGUGGUUUCAGGGCAGGGAUGAAGUGACCAGAUUUAGCUUGUGGGCCGGCCAGGGUUUGUGGAGAUCUCCAUCCCAUGGAUGUUGUGACCUUCCUUCCAUGGAGAGGCAGGCAGUGCCACCAGGGAGGAGGGGAGCUGCAAAGCUAAAAUCUAGGGCACUGUUUCCUCCCCAUCCUCCUCUUCAUAGGGAAUAUAGAUGUUUGUCUUGUCUGCCUUCAACCUACUUUUCUUUUUUUCCUUUUUACAUCUCUCAUCGUUUCUGUGCUGCCUUUCCACCCAGGAGACCAUGUAGCAGAGUGGAAAAUGUCCUGGAGGGUAUCCUGGCUCAGCCAUGUGACAUUGGACUAGUCCCAUCCCACCCCCAUCCCCUUUUGGGCCUCAGUUUCCCCACUUACAAAUGAGCAGGAUAAACCAGAGGCUCUCCGGGGCUUUUCCCAGUCUGCUGUCAUACAGAUAUUCAUUUUCUCUUAUUUUGCUUUCUCGGGAUCUUUUCCAUCUGAGGGUACAGGAAGUGCCAGGACCUGUUUUCAGUUUUUGAAUCCUGCAAGCACAUUCCAAGACUGGCCUGCAAUUGCAUGAGCAACAUCACUCUAAAUAAUUUUUUUUUUCAAAAGCACCUUACCAACCAACUGCGAUGCUGUCCUGUUCCUUUUUACUCACACCCCUCCCUCCCCUCUUGUCCCGCGCUCCCCCACCUCAGUGCUCUGUGCUGUAUGCGUGUGCUCUCUGUUCUUGUAUACUCAAUAAAAGUGAAAUAAAUGUGUUUGAUGCUGAACCACAAA